Messenger RNA from Closterium sp. Yama58-4, 2988 nucleotides. Lineage: Eukaryota; Viridiplantae; Streptophyta; Zygnematophyceae; Desmidiales; Closteriaceae. The record is from the annotation of a GenBank genome assembly.
AUGGAUCCAAGCAUGUCCCUCCCGCAUCUUGAGGCUCCUCGUGAUGUUUUGCGAUCUGGUCUCCAUCAGCUCCGCGACGAAGUGUCUUUUGCUCAUCCAGUAGAAGAAAUUCAGAGACAGAGAAGGAAGGAGCCUGAGGGAACCGUUGACAUGAACUUGGGUAGGGUCUAUGGUUCAGCUUUCCCUGCUCAGCUGCACAUGGAACGACAAAUACUUUCCAAAUUCAGGAGGUUGCCUGGUCUGCCGUCAUCUCUCCUGGGCCUGCAUUCAAUGAUGGGUACACUUGAUGAGCUUGCAGUGGAGGAUGUGGUUGGAUACGGAGAUAAGGUGGAAAUUCCCCGUGUGGACUUGCAUGAGAUAAUGGAAUACAAGCUUGGCUUUAUCGACCAAUCGCCGCAGGCGGACCUUGCGCGGGUGAGCCAAGGCGCACUGACCGGCCUCCCCGUGCUGGCCUCGUUCCGCGCGGAAGACUGGGACCUGGAGCAGGGGGAACCGCGCGAGGCGCAGGGCGCAAGCGGGGAAGAACCUGCGGGGGAUCGGUCAGGCGCUGUAGCAGGCGUCGGCAAUUCAGGCAGCCUUGGGAUUGACGCGCUUCCAGCAGCAGCGAGAGCAGGCUCGGAUGCCGCCCGGGGAAGGGAAGAAGUCAACGAGGGGAGCAGAGAAGACGGUCGCGAGAGGAGACUGGAGGCCGAAGAGGAGAUUCCCGGGGCGAGUAGAGGACGAGGCAAUAACAAAGAGCACUCGUCCAGUGAUGACGAAGGGAGCAGUUCAGGGGAGGACGACGGCGAGACAAGCCAUUCCGACUCAGACACCUCAGACCCCUCGUGCACAUCAGACCCAGCCUCCACAUGCUCUUCCGAGGCCAUCAUAGCAUGCUUCGUGCAUGGACCCGACCGGCCGCUGUGGCCCUUCUGCGUGGACGCGCGGCGGCUGUGGUGGUACUGGCGCGCGCUGCUGCUGCUGCUGGUGGCGCUGGUGCUGUACGGCGCGUCGCUGGGCAUGGCAUGGCUGGGCAAGAUUGGGGAUGCGCUGCUCGUGCCCUGCCCCGUCUGGCCCACCUCUGGCCUCGCGCUCUACGCUGUGCUCGUGUUCGGCAUGGGCACAUGGCCGGGCAUAUUCCUGGGCGGCGCACUCCUCGUGUACACCGGAUCCGCAUGGCACCUCUCUGAACACCUCUCCACCGUGCAGAUCGUCCUCGCAUCCCUCACCAUCGCUGCAUUCCUCACAGCCUCCGUGCUCUGCCUCUCCUUCUUCCUCACACGCGUGCUGCACCGCCUACGCCCCCACGACCUCACCCCUCUGGACCGAGUCAAAGACAUUUUUCUCUUCGCGCUCUUCUCCUUCCUGGUCUCUUUGCUGUUUGAAGGCGUCGUCGCCGUCGUAGUCAGCGCGUGGGAUGCCAACCUGGCAGGUGACAGCGUGGCAGUGGCAGCAGGGCUAAGAACGCUAGGGUCGUUCACGGGGAUCAUGCUGACGGUGCCACUGCUCCUGCAGCUCACCGCUUCCUGCCUGUGCUGCUGUGCCCGGCAGCAUGGGCAGGAUAGGAAGGAGGGGAAAGAGGAGCAGGAGCAGGAGGGCAAGGAGGAGACGCCUGGGCAGGAGGGGAAGCUGGGGCAGGAGCGGCAGGAGGAGGGGAUGAGCGUCGCUGAAUCACCCCGGUCCGAAGCAGAGUCUCACUAUGCAUCUGCCACGCGCCUCCAGCCACCCCUGGGCGAGCAGCACGGGCGACGGCCUGUAAACCUGGCAGUAGUAGGUGUGGGGAGCGAGGUAGACUUGGAGUCUGUGGGGGAUACGGUAGGCAGCAGCGCAAGGCUCCACACACCCCCUUCCUUCCGCACUCUGCCCUUCCCCUCCCACCUCCCCUCCCACCCCCCCCACUCCAACCCCAACUAUUUAUCCAUCCGCCGCCCCAUCCAUUACCACCUGAAAAAACUCCUGAAAAGCCCCCUGGUGGUCAGCAUCCGGGACUCCCUUGUCUCCCUGCGCUUCUGGGAGUUCAUCUUUCUGCUGCUGCUCAAUGCUGCCACGGCCUGCCUCAUCUUCUCCACCCCUGCAGCCCCCACUUCCUCCUCCUCCACCACUGCUGUCCCUGCUGCUACUACUGCCACUGCUGCUCUCCCCUACCUGCUCUUCCCGGGGGUACUCUGGGCUUGCAUUCGCUUCCACCGCAAGGGCUCCGGGCUCGUACUCAUUAUAGUCGUCCUCAUUGUAUGCUUCUGCACGGCGCAGGGGCGUGGGCCGCUGGUGAGGGAGACGGCGAGUGGGACGGUGCUGCAGGUGCAGCUGAACCUGUCGCUGGAGGGCGAGGUGGCGAGACGGACUGAGCAGAUGCAGGCAGUCAAUGAGGAUCUGAAGAGGUCCAAGGAGGAGUUGGAAGAGGCAGGGCGGGCCAAGACAGAGUUCCUUGCCAACAUGAGCCAUGAGAUCCGCACACCCAUCCACGGCAUCAUUGGCAUGACAGCACUGGCUCUAGACGCGCUCGAGUCGCUCCAUGAUCCCCACGACCCCCACGACCCCACCACACACCCUUCCUCGGACGCGCUGGCGCUGCGGAACGAUCUGACGGUGGAGCUGCAUGAGCAUCUGACGGUUGUGGCGCAAUCUGCCGACUGCCUGCUGAACAUUGCCAACACUGUCUUGGACCUGGCGAGGAUAGAGGCGGGGCAGCUGGCGCUGGAUAAAGUGCCGUUCGCGCUGAGAGAUGUAGUGGGGUCUACUAUGAGAAUGCUGCAGAGUUCCAAUGCGACUGCCUCUGACGCUGCCCUUCUCCCUUCCCACCCCACAGGUGCGCGCAGAGCAGAAGCAGCUGCUGUUCUCAUGGCACGUGGCGGAGGGGGUGCCGCACACGGUGGUGGGGGACCCAGGCAGGCUGCAGCAGUGCAUCAUCAACCUGGUGGGCAAUGCGAUAAAGUUCACCCACCAAGGGUCGGUGGACCUCGAAAUUACUCUGCUCUUCCGCCCGCCCUCUCGCACGCGGCACCAUGGUAG